GAGAGGAGGAGGGCAAACGCGUAAUUAUAAGGAGAAAUUGGGUUCUUGACGACGCGGUCAUAAUGGGGGCUCCAAUCAACGACUCCUCUAAUUUGGUAUCUUUCUCAUAACGACGCCGUCUAGCUCCUUUUUCAUUCUUCAUCCUUGAUCCUUCAUCAUUCAGUUCUCUUUCUUCUUUCUAUCGUCUCUUUUCAAUUGUCUUUCCUUGUUUCUUAGUCUUCUGUCGAAAUCUCAAAACCUUCUUUUUCUUCCCUUUCUUUCGUACGUUGUUUAAGCCUCAUAUCAUAUCCGUUAUCCCAAGGAUAUUUGCAAAGAAAAGAAGAAAAAAAAAAGAAGAAAGCCUAUUUUCUGUUUUCAAAUUUACAGAGCAUUCAUUCAGAUGGGAAGCUGCGUCUCUAAGGAUACAGGAGACGAUGAUUCAGUCCACAACGUUGAUUUCUCCGGUGGCAACGUUCAUCUUAUCACAACAAAAGAGAGCUGGGAUGAGAAAUUAGCUGAAGCUGGUCGUGAUGGCAAAAUUGUGAUUGCAAACUUCAGCGCGACUUGGUGUGGUCCUUGUAAGAUCGUGGCACCGUUUUACGUCGAGCUCUCUGAGAAACAUCCUUCUCUUAUGUUCCUUCUCGUAGAUGUUGAUGAACUCAGCGAUUUUAGCUCAACAUGGGACAUAAAGGCAACACCAACCUUCUUCUUCCUCAAGAACGGAGAGCAAAUAGGCAAGCUUGUCGGUGCAAACAAGCCUGAGCUACAGAAGAAGGUUACUUCUAUCAUCGACUCUGUCCCUGAAAGUCCACAGCGGCCUUGAUGCCCCCAAGAAGGAGUCAACUGUGGAGUGUAUCAAAAACUCUGUUCUAUGAUGUAUGUAAAAUGCACAAGUUUUUUUGUUUUAUAAAAAAAUGUCAUGAAAACAUUUGAGUUAGAUCUUCUUGUUUCUAUAAUAUGCAAAACUUUUCAUUCUCAUAA
Molecule: messenger RNA, 960 nt
Organism: Raphanus sativus (radish)
Lineage: Eukaryota; Viridiplantae; Streptophyta; Magnoliopsida; Brassicales; Brassicaceae
Product: thioredoxin H9
Exons: 5
Coding region: 380-802 (140 amino acids)
Source: RefSeq, a predicted model, not a curated record